UAGUGUCUGCAGAGGGCUAAUCCUUAGAGUGGGCGGACUUUAGAGACUCAGGUCUGUCAAGGAUCAAAUCUGCUCUUCAUCCGGGAUUUGACACAUCAUAAGACAAUUUUCUCUUCCUAUAUCCCUCCUCACACUUUCAAACAGCUUGUUGCUAGGCCAACAUGGCAGCUCAGUGUGUCACCAAGGUGGAGCUGACAGUGUCCUGUGACAAUCUCCUGGACAAAGACAUUGGCUCCAAAUCAGACCCUCUUUGUGUCCUGUUAAUGAGCAGCUCCAACUCUCAGUGGUAUGAGGUGGCACGCUCAGAGAAAGUCCAGAACUGCCUCAGUCCAAAGUUUGCCAAAAAGUUUGCCAUCGACUACUACUUCGAAAUAGUACAGAAACUCAAGUUUGGAAUUUAUGACAUCGACAACAAGACAAUUGACCUGAGUGAUGAUGACUUCCUGGGGCAACUGGAGUGUACCUUGGGCCAGGUUGUAUCCAGUAAAAAACUGACACGGCCUCUCGUCUUGAAGAACAAGUCUCCUGCAGGAAAAGGCACCAUCACUAUCAGUGCAGAAGAAAUAAAAGAUAACAGAGUGGUGAACUUUGAGGUGCAAGCAAGGAAAUUAGACAACAAGGAUUUAUUUGGGAAGUCUGACCCUUACCUGGAAUUCUACAAGCAGACGGCAAAUUCAUGGCAGCUGGCUCACAGGACAGAGGUGGUGAAGAACAACUUGAAUCCAACAUGGAGACCCUUUCGAAUCCCCCUGCAGUCUCUGUGUGGAGCAGACAUGGACAAACCCAUAAAAAUCGAGUGUUACGAUUAUGACAACGACGGUUCUCACGAUCUCAUUGGAAGCUUUGAGACAACAAUGACACGCCUCCAGGAAGCAUCACAUUCUUCUCCGGCGGAGUUUGACUGCAUAAACAGUAAAAAGAAACAGAAGAAGAAAAGCUACAAAAACUCUGGGGUGGUGAGCGUGAAGCUGUGUCAGGUGGUGAAGGAGUAUACAUUCCUGGAUUAUAUCAUGGGAGGCUGCCAAAUAAACUUCACCGUGGCCAUCGACUUCACAGGCUCCAACGGGGAUCCCAAGUCCCCUCAGUCUCUGCAUUACAUUAGUCCUCAGGGCGUUAACGAAUACCUUUCUGCUAUCUGGUCUGUGGGUAAUGUCAUCCAGGACUACGACAGUGACAAGAUGUUUCCUGCUUUUGGCUUUGGAGCCCAGAUUCCUCCCACUUGGCAGGUUUCCCACGAGUUUCCACUCAAUUUCAACCCAUCAAAUCCAUUUUGUACAGGUGUUGAAGGGAUCGUGGAGGCCUACAGGGUGUGUUUGCCACAGGUCAAACUCUACGGUCCCACCAACUUCUCCCCGAUCAUCAACCACGUGGCCUGCUUUGCUAAGCAAGCCCUACAACAGACCACUGCAUCACAAUACUUUGUUCUGCUCAUCAUCACUGACGGAGUGAUCACUGACAUGGACGAAACCCGCAACGCCAUCGUCAACGCCUCUCGUCUGCCCAUGUCCAUCAUCAUCAUCGGAGUAGGAGGGGCGGACUUCAGUGCCAUGGAGUUCCUGGAUGGAGACGACGGACGCCUGCGCUCUCUGUCUGGUGAGACAGCCACGCGCGACAUCGUCCAGUUUGUGCCGUUCAGGCAGUUCCAAAAUGCUCCCAAAGAAGCACUGGCAAAGAGUGUGUUAGCAGAGGUCCCAGGUCAGCUGGUGGAAUUUUUCAAUAUCAUGAAGCUGAAUCCGCCCGUCGCCAAAACUGCACAAAACCCUGCAGCGACUGUCUGACAGUUGCAAGGAGGAACCACAAACAGACCACUAUCAUCUCCUGCAGACUCAAAUCUGAUCCCAGCUUCAUCUCAUCACCCAGUUAAAUGACCCCACCCACAAAACCUUAUUCACUCAUCACUUAAAUGUCACCACCAGCUCACCUUCACAUUCUCCACGCUUCAUAAACACUCCACACUGUUCCCCAGUCAAGUGUCCCUAUAGACGUAGCUGUUGUUAUUUCUUUAUAUCCAUGUAUAUUCAUUUUAGCAGCUGCUCAGUGCCGCUAAAUCUAAACAAUAUUCAGUCAUUCCAUUAUGAUUUUAACUGCAUGAGUAGGGAAUUGAUAAUAUCUAUAGAGUUAACUAAAACGGACACUUUAUGCAUAUAAUAAUAAUAGCAAAGUCGCCACUCAGGGUCAUUAACACCCUGCUGUUUGUUCGUUUUUUUAAUUCUUUAUAAGAGCGUGCCAUUUAUUUUUUUGGGCCUGCUUUGAUGGCUGCAGCAUCCUUUUACAUUGGUUCUGUAAAAGGCUAUUACACUCUCUCUUUUUUUUAGUCAUGUAACCCUGGUGUCAAGGUGCAUAGAUCUAAGGUCAGUGACCCUCUCAUGUAUGAUGUUUACAUCCUCAGUAUGAGAGCUGCAGUGAUGCUAGUAGUACAGUAUAUUUUUACAUAUGCCAAGAAGCUUUGUAGUCUAGAGUCUAUACUUGUUGUCUUUGCACUUACCCAUAAUCACGUGAGCUAGGAAAAGUCUAGCAUUUGCUGCCCUAUCAUGAGAGAUCUUUAAAUGUCCAGUGUGUAGAAUUUAGGCAUAAUCCAUCUAUGGAAAUGAAAUAUUUUAUAGUCAUUAUAGGUGUCAUUUUUAUUAUUCAUUUAUCACCUCAAACUAAAAAAUGUUUGUGCAUUACCACCACUUACUAUGCAGGAGUGAGCAAAACAGUUUUCCUCACCUUUGGCCUCAGUCAGACCUGGUGUUAAUGUCUGUCCUCAGUGAGGGGACAACCUUAAGUACAAUUGCCAUUAAAAUGGGUCUCUUGUGACCACCCAGUAAAGAGAAAGAAAGAAUAAAGAUGAGAGACGCUGAGUGAAUCAAAGCACUACUAUAACAUGAGACAAGAUUGUAACCAUCCGACAGUUGGUGUUAAUAUUGUGACAGUGGCUAUAACUAAAUUAACAUAAGUCAUGAUAAGUGAAAAAAUCCCUAAGACUGAUUGUGUUCAUGCAAGAUCAGGUCUGAACAGGGACUUAGAUGUACAAGUCCUUAACAUUAAGCUAGGGUCAGGUCCUCUUUCACAAAGUCUGCCAUGUUUAGACAGAUAAACACUGACUCUCUCGUUGUAGUUUGCAACUUCACCCCUAGAUGCCACUAAAUCCUACACACUGGUCCUUUAAGUAUUAGAUGGAACUGGAAGCUCUCAUUUUUUAUCUCACUCUCAUCAUCCAAAAUGUGUUUGUUUGUGUUUGCCACUGUCACCGACGUGUCUGGUGAGCAAAGACAACUUGGGUUAGCUUCCGGCCAUUUACUUUUAAUUUAGUCAUGAUUUAAUCUCAGUUUAUAAAGGACAUCCAGUAACAGAGGUGAUGAUUCAGUGCUAAUGUGGGACCUCCAAAUUGUCAUGGAGGAUUCAUUACAGGACUGUUGAAUUAGCUGAGUUAAUAAACUGACACCUGUAUGUAUAUCAGUAUUAACUUGCUCUCCCUGUAGGAAGUCAGUGCCAUAUUAUUCCAUCGUUAUUUGUUAAUAUUUUUUUCUAAAAUCUAUAAAAUGUCUAUCUGAGGUUUCCUGUUGCUGAGAGCUGAAAUGCUUCAUGUACCUUUGUGUUAACAUCCAAAGAGUGUAUCAAGCUUGCAAAUAAAACAGCUGCGAUUCAACAUAAA
Messenger RNA from Solea solea (common sole), 3637 nucleotides. Its product is annotated as copine-3-like. Lineage: Eukaryota; Metazoa; Chordata; Actinopteri; Pleuronectiformes; Soleidae. The transcript is spliced from 16 exons. Gene Ontology annotation, biological process: ERBB2 signaling pathway; cellular response to calcium ion. Gene Ontology annotation, cellular component: plasma membrane. Gene Ontology annotation, molecular function: calcium-dependent phospholipid binding; receptor tyrosine kinase binding. Bases 162 to 1778 code for a protein of 538 amino acids. The record is from RefSeq and is a predicted model, not a curated record.